Molecule: messenger RNA, 774 nt
Organism: Schistosoma turkestanicum
Lineage: Eukaryota; Metazoa; Platyhelminthes; Trematoda; Strigeidida; Schistosomatidae
Source: the annotation of a GenBank genome assembly
AUGGAAUUAACAUCGUUACGUGUACUAUCUAAUUUGAAUCAAUCCAGAAUGGAUGAGUUUACUUCGGGAACUUCUUCAUCGACUGUAACAUUAUCAUCCUCAUCAUCAUCAACAAUGUCAAUAACUUCACCGAAAUCAACAUCAUCAUUGUGCUCCUCGCCAUCAUCAUCUACAAUAUCUCCGACAUGUUUACCGAUAUCGUCAUCGUCAACAACAACAGCGACAAUGACAACAACCACACUAAAUGACACAGAUCCAUGUCGUUCAUUUAUGAUUCAGGAUAUUUUAGAUAAAUCAAAACAUACUACUUAUGCGAAUCAGUAUAAACAUGGUAGAUUAUGGAAAUUGAACAAUGAACAUGGAAAUACAUUAUCUAUUAUUGAUCAACACAAUAAAAAUCGGAUUCAUUUGAAUGAAAUGAAUGAUAGUAAAUUUAAUUUGAAACGGAAAUAUUUACAUCAAAGUAAUUUAACUGAUCAUCAUAGUAAUAAUAAUAAUAGUAAUUACUAUAAGUGUCCAGUAUUAUUUGAAGAUGGAAGCAGGCAGGAGAUGAUGACAUCGACUGCGGCGGAGGCGACUACAGCGACAGCGAUGAUGAGGCCGACAGUAGGUGAAGAUUGUGAUUUACAAUUCAAUGAACAAAUUGUUGAUAAUGAAUUACAAUUGAUAAGAGGAAAUUUAAAAGAAUUUUAUUCUGUAACAGGUAAAUAUGAUAAUAUUUUAUAUCUUUUGAAAAAAAAUGUGUACCUAAUUAUCAAUCUUUGUGUUGCAUGA